Molecule: messenger RNA, 876 nt
Organism: Diutina rugosa
Lineage: Eukaryota; Fungi; Ascomycota; Pichiomycetes; Serinales; Debaryomycetaceae
Exons: 1
Coding region: 1-876 (291 amino acids)
Source: RefSeq, a predicted model, not a curated record
AUGGUAGAGUGGGAGCGAGUUUAUUUGGGCUUGGGAUGUCAAAAUCCGCUUGACCACGUCAAUGGAGUAAUGAAAGAGAUCAGCCCCAACUCUUCGAUUGAACUCACCGAACUGACUUUGGCAGAAAUUCGAACACUCAUCAAAUUCAAAAACUUACCACAUGGGCAACGCAUUAAGCUUACCAAUUGUUUAUUAUUCAAAACUGAAGCACCAGACAAAGUUAUCGGCGAAGUAUUGGCGACGCUUUGGCGUCGAUACCCCACUGAAGUUGAACAGACUAUCAGUGACAAAGGGCAAUUGCAACAUUCGGGGAUAUUGAGAGCGUGUAUCAUCCAUAUUGGCAGUACUUUUAAGUACGCAGAUCAUGCUCGACUUGCUGAACUCAUAUCCACAACUCUGAAGAUUUCCAAGGUGCUGCCUGUACGAUUAUUGGACAAUUGUGGUAAGAACUUGAGGCAUGAGAACAAGGCGAAAAUGCUUCGAAUGAUUGAUAAUCUUCAAAGGAAUUGCAACGCUGUAGACAUCUGUAUUGGUUGUCAACAAGUCGAGCAACAGGGCAAGACAUUCAUUCCGUUGCCUUCUUCAUCUCAAGAUACGUCUGCGCAUAAAUUGGUUGAAGUGUCGCCAUCAAUUGACCUGAAGACGUGUUCUUGUAAAGAAAAUCCAAGAAAGCGAAAAUGGCAGACGAAAAGCCCCAAACACAAAAAGCAAAACGCUGCUGCCGAUAUUAAGCGUGACAUUACGAUCCCACGGGAUUUAUCCCAGACGAUAUUCCACGAUUAUGAUAUAUACUCUUUUAGAGGAAGUUCAACUCAACUCGAAACAGAAAAGAGUACUAGUGAUAUAGAUUUUGGCAUCGAGUGGACGUACGUAUGA